UCACAUGACCAUGUUUCCCGGAAAGUAGCGAGCGAUCGCUGGCACUCCCCAGGCUGGACAAUGUCUCAGUUAUAACAGGGAGAGUACACUGACAGGGCAGUGUGUUGGAGCGGUUCCCCGGACACUGCAGCCCCGGCGGGAUGGAGGCGCUGCCUCCCGGUGCUGUGCUGUGUGCUGCCUUCCUCACUGUGUUGGCGGGGCUCGCUGUCCACUUGUUCGCUGACUAUGUCCGUAAGUGGAACCAGAUGAGGCGGAUCCCUGGGCUCAGCCCGACCUACCCGAUCCUGGGGAAUGCGCUGCUCUUCAAACCAGGCGGAGAAGACUUUUUCCUUCAACUGAUUGAAUUUACCACCAAGUGCAAAGACGAACCACUCAUGAAAUUAUGGUUGGGACCACUACCCUUCGUUGUGUUGUUUCAUGCAGAGACUGUAGAAGUCAUAUUGAGCAGUUCCAAGCACCUUGAUAAGUCCUAUGCAUACAAGUUUCUUCACCCUUGGCUUGGUACAGGACUAUUGACAAGCACAGGAAAUAAAUGGCGUGCAAGGAGGAAGUUAAUAACCCCAACAUUUCAUUUCACAAUUCUGAUGGAAUUUCUGGAGGUUAUGAAUGAACAGGCCAGUAUAUUACUGGAAAAAUGGGAGAAGAAAGUGGGAAAGGGACCUUUUAACUGCUUCAGUGAUGUCACUCUUUGUGCUUUGGACAUCAUUUGUGAAACUGCUAUGGAUAAGGGAGUCUCUGCUCAGAAUAACAGUGACUCGGAAUAUAUUCGUGCAAUUUAUAAGUUGAGUGAUUUGAUCCACCGCAGACAGAAAAUGCCUUGGUUUUGGCCUGACUUCCUGUUCAACAUGUUCGGUGAAGGAAAGGAACAUGACAAAGCCCUCAAAAUUCUGCAUGCCUUCACUGAAAAGGUGAUUAUGGAGCGGUCUCGUAAAAUGGAAACCUCUGAAGAAUGUAGUCAUUCUGAUUCAGAUUCUGAAUCGCGGAGGAAGAAGAAGCGUAAAGCAUUUCUUGACCUGAUUCUCAGCGCAACAGAUGAAGAUGGAAAGAGACUGAGUCAGCAGGACAUUCGGGAAGAAGUGGACACAUUCAUGUUUGAGGGGCAUGAUACCACAGCAUCUGCAAUAAACUGGACACUUUACCUCUUGGGAACCCAUCCCAACAUACAGAAGAAAGUUCACGAAGAGCUGGAUGAUGUUUUUGGUAGGUCCGAUCGUCAUGUUACAAUGGAAGAUCUGAAGCAGCUCCAGUUUCUGCAGUGUGUUAUUAAGGAAUCUCUGCGCUUAUUCCCUCCUGUUCCGAUUUUUGGACGCACUCUGCUUGAGGACUGCUAUAUUGGAGGCUUUAAGGUACCAAAGGGAGUCAACGCUAUGAUCAUUCCUUAUGCUCUGCAUAGAGAUCCCAAACAUUUCCCAGAACCUGAGGAAUUUAGGCCAGAGCGAUUUUUACAAAAUUCAAGAAAAGUUAAUCCCUAUGCAUUUAUUCCAUUUUCUGCUGGAGUUCGAAACUGCAUUGGCCAAAAAUUUGCACUAAUGGAGGAGAAGGUGAUUUUGUCAUCAAUUCUUCGGCGAUUCCACGUAGAAGCGCAACAAAGCCGUGAGGAACUUCAUAUGGUGGGUGAAUUGAUUCUGCGCCCACAAAGUGGCAUCUGGAUAGAGCUUCACCACAGGGCAGAAUAAAUGGCAUCAGGAGCAGCAUGACCAAUGAGAACACCAGUAAAAAUUCAUUUUGUAAUUCUCCUUUGCAAACUGAUGGAUAAUCAUUUUAUGAAUUGAUAAUGUUCUUUACUUUUGUAUGUGUAUUGUCUUUAGAUUAUUCUCAAGCUGCUAUGUGCUAGUAGCCUUAAAACGUAUAAUACUGUUUAUCUAUAUUGUUGUCGGACUGGAUUCUAAUGUGCUUUUAAUUUGCACUUUCUACUGUACACAAAACAGAAUCUUUACAAGGAUAUUGCUGUUAAUUUUCUGGUAAAUCAUUCUGCUGUAAAGCAUUGUUACCGUCCAGCAUACUUCAAAGAUGGAAAGAGAACUUUAAUUGGCAAAGGAACUGGGUAACUACAAUGUCAUAUCUGUUCGGAUGAUGCUACCUUCCAAGGCAGUGUUGCUGAAAUGGCUUCUGUCUUCUGUAACGGUGGUUUCUUGACCGCUGUGGUUUUUAGGUCAGAUGUAGCUGAGGGGCCUAUCACCCAUGCCUCCACCCCUGCCCCUUCCCAUCACUCAGCAGUGGGAUCGGGUCCCCCUUGUUCUCACUUUUUUUCAUCCCACCAGCCUCUGCAUUCAAAGGAUCAUCCUUCACCAUUUCAGAGAACUCCAACAGAAUGCCACCACCAAACACAUCAUCUCCUCGUUUCCACUGUCUGCAUUUUGCAGGGGCGUUCCCUCUGGAAUACCCUAGUCCAUUCUUGAAUAAUGGCCAACACUUCUCUCCCUUCCCAUGGCACCUUCCCAUGUCACCACAGAAAGUGCAACAUUUGUCCCUUCACCUCUUCCUUGCAGAUGAAGCAGCAUUUCACCUGUUCCUCCUCCGAUCUGAUCUAUUGCAUUCGCUGCACCCAAUGUGGCCUACUCUACGUUGGAGAAACCAAACACAGAAUGGGUGAUUGCUUUGCAGAACAGCUCUGCAAGCAGGACUCUGACCUUGCCAUAGCCAGUCACUUCAACACAUUCUCCAGCUUGCAUGGCCACAUGUCUGCCCUCUGCAUGCUGUAAUACUUGAGCGAAUCACAGCGCAAACUGGAAGAACAACAUCUCAUCUUCAGACUGGCACUUUGCAACCUUCUGGAUUUAAUCUGAAGGCGCUAAACUCAAAAUUGUGAACUAACUCCCAUUUGUUCCCUUUUGCUUUAAUUAUUACAUUCUCUGUCACCAUGUCCUCUUUCCUCUUCCUCCACUCCAGUGGGAUUGUCUGUUCUUUCCAGUUUGACAGUUAGACACAUCACUUUGCUGUUCUCACAUUCUGAUCACAUAAUCUGAACUAUCAACCCCCCUUUCUCCCCCGGUGGUCCACCCCACUGUUGCAUAAAUGCUGCCCCCUCCAAACUUCAUGUCAACUCUAAUGAGGAGGCAUUGAGAAUCAAAAAUUCAGUAUGCCCCCUCUCCAUGGAUGAUGCCAGACCCGAUGUGAUUUUUUUUUUAUUUUCAAUAUUCUCAAUAUUACAGUUUGACUUUUUGUUUCCCCCAACACUUAGUUUUCUUUAUGCAUUUGCUGCUUUGCCAUAUAAUCACUCUGGGGGUCCCUGAAACAAACAAAUUAGUACAUUUCUUUUAAAAACGUUAUUAAAUUACCUUGAGUGAUACUGAAUAUUCCAGCCCAUCAAUUAUCUUUUCUGUUGAAAUGAAUGGCAAUUAAAAUUGGAUGAAGUGUAAUAAAAAUAGAACUUACUUGAGAUUGUCCAUUUUCCCCACUUAGAACUGCAGCUAUAUAAACAUCCAAGUUAAAAUCAACCAUCAGGCACAAGAAUAUCAUUCACCUUGGGUGCUCAUAAGUUGGCUGACCAACUUACACUGUACCCAAUAAAAACUGAAAGAACUGCAGAAGCUGUGAAGAGAAAUCAGUUCUGAAGAAGGGUCACUGGACCCGCAACAUUAACUUUGAUUCCUCUUCACGGCUGCUGGCAGACCUGCUGAGCUUUUCCAGCAACUUCUGUUUUUCUUUCUGAUUUACAGCAUUUACAGCAAAUACGGACACUCAAGUAAGUAGAGCAUACAAAUUGAACAAUUUAAACUGCUGGUGUCUCAGAGCUGAUAUAUUGAAAAGAAAUGAGUAUUCUUCCUGUUAUUGGAGUUCAUGGGUUGUCUGAACGAAUCAGAAUAAGCGCAAAUUAUGAAAAAAUGCAGAGAUAUCAAAUUCAAUGUACUAAUUUUUAAUAUUGAAUAUUUUCAGCUGUAUCAACUUGUGUUUAGAUUGAAAACACAUCCGUGAACAAUAUUGUGACCAACCCCAGCUUUCUUGCGAGCUGGCUAUUUUUAAAUAAAGAUACUAAAUGAUGAAA
This is a messenger RNA of Chiloscyllium plagiosum (whitespotted bambooshark), 3985 nucleotides long. Its product is annotated as cytochrome P450 4V2-like. The record is from RefSeq and is a predicted model, not a curated record. Lineage: Eukaryota; Metazoa; Chordata; Chondrichthyes; Orectolobiformes; Hemiscylliidae. Gene Ontology annotation, molecular function: heme binding; iron ion binding; monooxygenase activity.